AUGAAUUCACGGCAGCCUCAUUUCAAUAAUUUUUAUGACGAUCGGGUGGGGGCUCAUCGCCACGUUCAGUCUCAAGAGCGCAUCUUGGAUCGCUUCAACGAGCCAACCAUUAUCAUAACUGCGGUUGUGCUCUUGGUCGCAUGCGUGGCCAAGGCCUACAAUUUAGAGCUGUCUCUAGACGUCAUUUUUUACACUACAACAACAUAUUUGUGGGACUUUGUCGUUUUUAUUGUACCAACUCCAUUAAUCGUUGUACUCGACAACUGGCUGAACCCGAGUUCAAUGUCAGAAUCGCCGCCAGGUACACAUGCCGCCAAAAGUGAGGUCAUGAGGAGGGUUAUGGGUCUGGACCGCUCAGGCGGCAUGAUGGAAUCAGUCUUUCAAGCUAGAAGCAGGGCCUUGUCUGUCACAGGUUGUGUUCUGGGCUUGAAGUUGGAUUCUGAGCGGCCGGCUGGUUUGGGUAACCGCGAUAAUUCUUGUUAUCAAAACAGCAUCCUGCAGGGGCUCGCGUCGCUUCCCUCGUUCCCUGAGUAUCUGUCAACGUGCGUACGAGCUAUUGACACGCAUCGACCGACCAACGACGUAGCCCAUACGCUGCGGUCCCUUAUUGCCGAUUUAAACGACACAUCAAAUAAUGGAAGAACGAUAUGGACUCCUAGUUUACUCAAAUCUAUGAGUACCUGGACUCAGCAAGAUGCUCAGGAAUACUUUUCGAAAGUCCUCGAUGACAUUGACAAAAGCGUGGCCAGAGCCGUCAAAUCCAUGCGCCGAUAUUCAGGGCUAGAAGCGGACUGCAACAAGGACGACUCUUCCACAAGCGGGCACAGUGAUGACAGCGGAUACCAAAGCCUUGCUUCGAGUUCGGAUUUGGCGGCAAAGAAGACGUUGCGAAACCCACUAGAGGGGCUAUUAGCACAGCGUGUGGCCUGCGUUCAAUGCGGUCAUUCCGAGGGCUUGUCCAUGAUUCCAUUCAACUGUCUGACCCUCAGCCUGGGCGUGGAUAAAAAUCAACAUGACCUCUAUGAGAGACUUGAUUCAUAUAGCAAAGUCGAGGCGAUUGAGGGAGUCGAAUGCCCCAAGUGUACCCUGCUUAAAGCGCAGAGGCUCCUUAGUAAACUGAUUGAGAAACUGAAGGAAAAUGGUUCCACUUCGGAGCAAAUGGAGGAGCCUCUUCGCAGGCUCGAGGCAGUUGAGCUAGCUCUAGAGGAAGAUGAUUUCGACGAUAAGACGGUUACCGAAAAGUGCAAAAUUUCGGCCCAGGGAAAAGUCACCACGACCAAGACGAAGCAAAUAGUCAUUGCGCGUCCGCCGCAAAGCCUAGCAAUUCAUGUCAACCGAUCCGUGUUUGAUCCACGAACGUUUGACAUGAUCAAAAACUCAGCACCCGUUUCCUUUCCAAUGACGCUGGAUUUAGGACCGUGGUGCUUGGGUAGCGCAGAAGAUGUCGAGGAAAAGCUAGCCAGUCAUGACGAAUCCAGCGAGGAACAGUGGUUGUUGGACCCCAAAUCAUCCAUGAUCGCUGGAGAUUUGAGCCCGUCCAGGUUGACGGGACCCAUAUACGAAUUGCGAGCUGCGGUGACGCAUUACGGACGUCAUGAGAACGGCCACUAUAUCUGUUAUAGAAAGUAUCCUGAUUCGGGGCUCUCCCAAGACAAAGACUCGUCCUCCGCUGAUGUUCACGACACUCAUGACCGGGAUAAAGCGGCUGGCGAUGCUGAUCAAAAGAAGGGCUCGACACCACCUCAUCGACAUAAUUCGGGCUGGUGGCGGCUGAGCGACCAUAAUGUGAGCAAAGUCGACGAAGACGUCAUCAUGUCCCUGUCGCCGGGUGUCUUUAUGUUAUUUUAUGAAUGCGUGGAUCCUAGUAUGAUUCUGCAAAGCGAAACGGACAAAACGGAGGACGCUCAGGGAGUCUCAACACCAAUCUCGGAGUCUCUCGAGACGGCGAACAGAGCUGAUAUUGAGAAUCAUAAAAGCAUCAGCGAAGCGCAAGUACUGCCUGUUAUUGAAGAAAGUGUUGUUGAAGAAAGAGCAGCUUCAGAACUGCGCUUUAUCCCGAGCCCAGCAAGCGGUACAUUAACGCCGGAGACUAUCAACACUAGCGCGGACACGAUGGAUGAACCGACGAUGACUGAGUCUAUAAGAUCAGGCAUGUCUAACUAG
Messenger RNA from Metarhizium acridum CQMa 102, 2163 nucleotides. RefSeq names its product ubiquitin-specific protease ubp1. Gene Ontology annotation, molecular function: cysteine-type deubiquitinase activity. Lineage: Eukaryota; Fungi; Ascomycota; Sordariomycetes; Hypocreales; Clavicipitaceae. Gene Ontology annotation, biological process: protein deubiquitination. The record is from RefSeq and is a predicted model, not a curated record. Gene Ontology annotation, cellular component: cytosol; nucleus.